GGAGGUGCACUUCUUCUCGUCGUCAUGACUCUCAGCCUGUUGACAUUUCUCUGUCUCGGUCUUUGCCUCCCAGUGUGGAAUGCCCUGAGGGUCACCCAGCCGUACCGUGUGGUGAGUCAUCGUGGUGAGGUGGAGCUGUUCUGCUCCUACCACCACACAGGGAGACAUGAACCGGAGGAGCUACGGAUCACUCUGUACCGGGGGAUGUACGGGGAGCAGGAAGAACAGAAGGUGUGCACGUCCUCCUUCACCCACAACAACACAGCCUUCCAGGUGGAGGGAGAGGGAGAGAGGAAGGUGCGUUGUCGGGGCCAGUUAAGGCCAGGCAAGGUGAACCUGACUAUCUCUGGUCUCAGGGGUAACGACACUGACCUGUACCGCUGUGCCAUAGAAGUCCUGUACCCUCCGCCAUACCUGAGGACGUUUGGGAAUGGUACCCUACUCUAUAUAACAGAGGAACCAGGGUGCUUUACCCCAGAGGCCCAGAGAAGAGAUGAUGUAACAGGAGAAACAUCCGUCAGACUACCCUUAGCAGGACUGGCCGCAGUAUUAAUAGUAAUCUCUGCCAUUGCUAUCCUCCUCGUUCAUCAGGUUCUACAGAGGAAGAGAAGAUUUGAAGCAAUAGUACCGAUGAUGUCAAAGAAUGAUGGAAGAUUUGAUUAUGGGAACUUCCAAUGAAGAAUUUUUAAAAUACAUAUCUAUAUGUUUCAUUGUGUUGUAAUAUAAAGAAAUAGUGAAAUCAAGUCUACAACUAGUCUCGAAUAAAUUAUUUGCUUUUGAUCAA
Messenger RNA from Oncorhynchus mykiss (rainbow trout), 784 nucleotides. RefSeq names its product CD28 molecule (gene cd28). The record is from RefSeq and is marked provisional. NCBI's taxonomy places the organism in Eukaryota, Metazoa, Chordata, Actinopteri, Salmoniformes, Salmonidae. Gene Ontology annotation, cellular component: external side of plasma membrane. Gene Ontology annotation, biological process: regulation of T cell proliferation; T cell receptor signaling pathway.